AUGGUGGCGUCGGAGGUGCCCCCCGCGGGGAGGUCCGCUGCCCUCAGCGCCGCCGCUCCAGGGCUCCGGCUGCUGGCCCUGGCUCCUCGUCCCCGCUCGGGCCCCCGCCCAUGCCCGCCCAGCCCAGCCCGAGCGGUGCGCACAGCGCCCCCCCACCCCCCACCGCCGCCCCCGGCCCCGCUCUCCGCGCGCGGCCUCCGCCGAGGUGGAGCCGCGGAGGAGAGGAGCAAAGUUUGCGAACAAUACCGGGAAGCGAGCGGAGCCCCGGAGCCCUCGGCGCGCGGCCCGGCGCGGGCUGCAACUCAGGGCCGCCGCCGCAAACUUUGGCCUCUCGUGGGAGCGCGCGGCGGCGCGACCAGAGACGGCGGGAGGCGCGGGCGCACGGGGGCCCGCGGCUCGCAGCGGCUCCGCCCUCCCCGCGCCGGCCUCUGCCGGGCCAAGCCCGCAGCUGUUCCGAGGUCUGGUCCCAGGCUGAGAAGACUCGCAAAAAGGCAAAGAGGGAAAAAGCCGAGCGGUGACAGGCCCCGCCCCCGGGCCGCGCGCCCCGCCCCGCCGCUGCUUUGCAUGAGAAAGCGCAGCGCCGGGCUGCCCACUCCCGCCGUCCGCCGCCGGCCUCCAGCCCCGCGGCCCUGUCCGCCGCCCUCCUGUGCGUCUCGCCCGCCGCUCCUUCACUCUCUCCGCCAGCCUCCAACUUGGCCUGUCGGUGCUUCCCCGCCUGUGCCCCCUUUCCCUGGGAGCUCCCGGGAUCGUCCUCCGCAGCCCAAGGGCUCCGGGGUUAUUGGGGGUUAG
Molecule: messenger RNA, 789 nt
Organism: Phacochoerus africanus (Common warthog)
Lineage: Eukaryota; Metazoa; Chordata; Mammalia; Artiodactyla; Suidae
Product: translation initiation factor IF-2-like
Exons: 1
Coding region: 1-789 (262 amino acids)
Source: RefSeq, a predicted model, not a curated record